This is a messenger RNA of Truncatella angustata, 1119 nucleotides long. RefSeq lists its product as uncharacterized. NCBI's taxonomy places the organism in Eukaryota, Fungi, Ascomycota, Sordariomycetes, Amphisphaeriales, Sporocadaceae. The transcript has 5 exons. Bases 1 to 1119 code for a protein of 372 amino acids. The record is from RefSeq and is a predicted model, not a curated record. Gene Ontology annotation, molecular function: oxidoreductase activity.
AUGUCUCUUCUCCGGACCACUGCCAUCCUCCUGGCAGCAAGCCCUAUCGCAUCCGCGUACCCUGCCAAGCGAGACGCCAGUGUCUGUACGGAAAUCCGUCAGCGUGUACCCUGGUCAAACCUCACCAUAGAGGAGAAGGACUCUUAUAUUCAAGCCGACCUCUGUCUGAUCAAUUCCCCCUCAAAGGGCGAAAUUCCGGGCGCCGUCUCCCGAUGGGAUGAUCUCCAGUGGCCACAUGUCGUCCAGACUGAUUCGGUCCACUUCGUUGGCGCUUUCCUGCCGUUCCAUCGCUACUACAUGACGGCCCACGAGCGUCUAAUCAAGGACGAAUGUGGAUAUACCGGACGCAUGCCCUACUGGGACGAGACCGCUGAUAUCUUGACCUUCCCCGAGACGGACAUGUGGAGCGAGGCGUACUUCGGCGGCGACGGAACGGGCCAGGGCAACUGCGUCGAGACGGGCCCCUUUGCGAAUCUCACGCUGCGCUGGGUCCAGGACGGCUCGGUCUCGGAGCACUGUCUGACCCGCCGCUUCAGCCAGCGCUCGCUGCAGGCCGCCAGCCUCGACAACAUCGCCAGGUGCAGCGUCAUCGGGAACUACACCGAUGCCUGGCAGUGCUUCUCCAACGGACCCCACGGCUCAGGACAUGGCGGGGUGGGCGGUAUUAUGAGUGAUGCCACGCUGAGCCCCGGCGACCCCAGCUUCUAUCUCCACCACUCCUGGCUCGACAAGCUCUGGUGGGAUUGGCAGGCCCUGGACCUACCAGCUCGACUGACAGACAUUGGAGGCCCCAACCUGCCCGGGUCAGACGCUUUCCCCGGGGGAGGCGGUGGUGGAGGGUUUCCCGGAGGCAACGGCUCAUUCCCCUUCCCCGGCGGCAAUGGUAGCUUCCCCGGCUUCCCAGGAAGCCCCGGAGGAGGAGGAGGCGGUGGUGGCGGUGGAGGCAAACUCCCCGGCAACGGCAAAGGCACGGGUCCCGAGUUCACGGACUACUUUGGCGACAACGGCAAUAUCACGACGCUAAACCACAGGUUGUACAUGGCGGAGAUUUUCCCCAACAUCACGAUUGCCGAUAUCAUGGAUAUCGGGGGCGAUGUCAUCUGUUCCGAGUAUCUCUAA